This is a messenger RNA of Paramecium sonneborni, 2714 nucleotides long. The record is from the annotation of a GenBank genome assembly. Lineage: Eukaryota; Ciliophora; Oligohymenophorea; Peniculida; Parameciidae.
AUGGAAAAUGUUGGAAGCAAUGAGGUAAGUAUAUUCGAUUUUAAUGUAUAUUAUUAAAAUUAGGAUAUAAUAGAACCAGCGAAAUUAGGAUGUUUAAAAAUGAUAAAUUAAUAAUGUUUUUUUUGUGAAUUAGGUUGGUAAUUUGAUAUAGUGUAAUAGGAUUGCAUUCCAAUUUGUGGUAAUAAAAUAGAAUAAGCAUAUGAGGAAUGUGAUGAUGGUAAUGAUAUUGCUAAUGAUGGAUGUUAUAAUUGUAAAUUUGAAUGUUCCUUAGAUUGUUAAGACUGCUAUUUUGGUAAAUGUUUAGUUUAAUAAAAUUCUAAUGAUAUAGAAUAAUAUGAUACAUUGAAAAAGAUUCAGGAUUGUUAAAAUAGUAAGGGUUAUUAUUUUGAUAUUUUAUCUAAUGAUUGUUAAUCUAUUUGUGGUGAUUAAAUUAUUACAUUAUAAGAAGAAUGUGAUGAUGGUAAUUAUCAAUUUAAUGAUGGAUGUAUGAAUUGUAAAUUCAUUUGUUCUGAUGAAUGCUUAAAUUGUUAAUUUGGUAAAUGUUAUUAGUGCAAUCCUGGCUAUAAGAUUAUAUAAUUUAAAUGUAUACCUAAUUGUGGAGAUUAAUUAAUAAUAGCAGAUGAAAAAUGUGAUGAUGGUAACAAUAUUCCAUUUGAUGGAUGUUAUAAAUGUUAAAGUAGUUGUUAAUUAGAAUGUAUAAUUUGUUAGAAUUCAUAUUGUAUUGAAUGUUUAUAAGGAUGGAAUCUUAUAGAAGGUUUAUGUGAAUAAAGAUGUGGAGAUCAAUAAGUAGCUCUAAUGUCUAAUGAAUAAUGUGAUGAUCUUUCCAAUAAUAAUUGUGUUGAUUGUUCUUACUCAUUUUGUUAAAUUAAUUGUCAAAUAUGUAACCAACAUUAAUGUGUUUCUUGCAUUUAUCCAUUUCAAUUAAUUGAUGGACUUUGCUAACCAAUAUGCGGUGAUUCAAUUAUUACACCUGAAUAUGAGGAAUGUGAUGAUGGAAAUGAUAUUCCAUUUGAUGGAUGUUAUUAAUGUCAAUAUUCAUGUUCUUAUGGAUGUAUAUCAUGCACAAAAAAUAAUAUUUGUAAUUAAUGCGAUUAAAAUCUAUUUAUUCUGGAUAAUUUUACAUCUUAAUGCAAAUAAAUUAAUUCAAUUAUUUAUAAUAAUAAUAAUGAAUAUCCUCUAAUAGAUUCACUUUACAAUAUAAAUAAUACUAGUAUUAGAUGCUAUUAAAAUUAUAUAUUAAUAGAUAAUAUUUGUGUGAACUAAUGUGGAAAUGGAUAAUUAAAUAGCUUUUAUGAAGAAUGUGAUGACGGAAAUAAUCAUGGAGGAGAUGGAUGUUCAUCUUUAUGUUAACUUGAACAAUCUUUUUAAUGUAUUAAUAUAGAAGGCUAAUUAACUACAUGUUCAUUUAUUAAACCAUCUGAUUUCAAUUUAAUUAGUCUUUCUGAUAAAGCUAAUUAAACUCAAAUUAUUGAAUUGACUUUUACAUAGUAAGUUAAAUUAAUUUAUCCAUCUUAAUUAUAAGAAAUUAUAGUUUUUAAAAUAUCUCCAGAAAUAACACAUGAACUUACUAUCAUUCCAAUAUAAAAUCUUACUAUUGAUUUAAAUAAUCCAAUCUAUUAGAUAAUUAUUUAUUUUUAAUAAUCAAUUGAAAAUCCAAUAUUAGAGGUUGAAAUCUCUAAAUUUUAGAUAUUUGAUUAAUAUGAUUAAGGUCUAUUAAAUUUUAAUAAGAACAUUUCUCUGGGAAAUCCUUUUGUUAUUUCAGAAUCUACAAAACAAUAAGUAGUAACUAUUGUUAAAUUAAAUGAUGCCAUGAUGUAUUCAAUGGCAAGUAUUGCAGGUUUAGCUUUGUUAACAGGAAAUAUGUUGAUGAUACUCAAUCUUCUAGAUUUAUUAUAAUCUUUAUCCUAUAUUCGUUUUAUGUAAUAUUAAUUUCCACCUCAUUUACGAUUAUUUCUUGACACUUACACCAAAGUUUCUUUACAACCAAUAUUAGAUUAUUUUAAAGUUGAUGAAAUUAUUACAUAAUUAAAUGGUGGCCUCUUGCCUUACAAAAAGAAAAAAUCAUCCAAUUUUAAUUCAAAUUACGCCUUAAACUCAUUUUAUUUAAUAAAUGCUAAAAGUUGCUACUUUUCACUUUUAGCAUCCUUGCUUACAUAUAUAAUUUGCUCUGCCAUUUCCUCAUAAAUAAUAAAUUAGAAAUUGUCAAAUUACUAUCUAAAGUAUUAAUAGAAACUUAAAUUCUUAAAAUUACUUUCAAUAUUUCAAGCCAAAGUAUAAUUUUAAUGUUUGAAAAUUAAAAAUAAUUACUUUUCUCUUGGAAUAUUUUAAUUAUAUUUUACUAUAUUACAUCAAUUAUCCUUUAGCACUUUUAUAUAAUUUCCAGAUUAUACUUUCUAAAGUGUCUUUGAGUUCUUCAAUUCAAUUAAUGCUGCUAUUGCACUUAUUAUGAUAUUAUUUUGUUGCUUGAAAAUGCUUUCAAUCACUUCUGCUUCUAUAAGAAAUAUAUCUAAAUGGAAAUAUUUCUAUUUAGGAUCUAAAACUCAAUUUUGGGCAAUUAAUUUCAAAUCCUUUUAAAUUUUCAGAAUCAAAUUCUACAUUUUUAUUAUUGUAAUUUGUAUGAAUUAUCCGUAAAUCCAAUCAAUAUUAUUGUCCGUCUAAUCCUUAUUUUAUUUAAUAUAUUUAUAUAAAUUUAGACCCUUAAAUUCCAACUUUGA